AUGGAGGACAAGAAGAGGAAGUAUAACUCCUCUCAGCAGCAGGCUGGUGCCAGUCGUCCCCGUUACAACAAUCAGCAGGGCCCUCAGUCUCGCCCUGCAUAUCAGUCUGGUAACCAAGGACAGCAACAGAAUGUCAGGUACAGCAACCAGAGUCAGCAGACGAGCCAGCGCUACAACAACAACCAAGUGCAGCGCCCCGCUAGUCAGGCGCCUCGCCAGAAUGCCCCAGCACCAUCAGGCUCUCGCCAGAACUCCAACACUGUCCCAAUGAAGCCCAAUGUCAACCCCGCCCCCACUGGAAAUACCUGCUUCAAGUGUGCGACUCCCCGUAGCCGCCGUCGCCGUCGUUUCUCGUACGAGUCCUCCCUCUCCAAGUUCUCCUCCACCCUCGCCAACCCUCCGAACACGCCCGCCGCCGCACCCACCGCCAGCCCUGUCCCCAUCCCCAUCUUGUUCUUCUUCUUCCCGCCGGCACCAACGGCGCCGGUUCCGUACCCGGCGGUGGCGGCGAGCUCCCCUCCCUUUCGCCUUCCAGCUCUCACCCGGCCGCCACCGCUCCAAACGCUCCCUUUCGCCACCGCUCCAACGCUCCCUUUCGCCACCGCUCCACCAACCAAGCCGUCGUGCGCCGUGCAGGGGGCACCAACCUGGACGCCGGAACCCUAG
Molecule: messenger RNA, 666 nt
Organism: Sorghum bicolor (sorghum)
Lineage: Eukaryota; Viridiplantae; Streptophyta; Magnoliopsida; Poales; Poaceae
Product: lysine-rich arabinogalactan protein 18-like
Exons: 2
Coding region: 1-666 (221 amino acids)
Source: RefSeq, a predicted model, not a curated record